Messenger RNA from Phytophthora infestans T30-4, 2275 nucleotides. Its product is annotated as protein kinase. Gene Ontology annotation, molecular function: ATP binding; protein serine/threonine kinase activity. The coding region runs from base 14 to 2233 and encodes 739 amino acids. NCBI's taxonomy places the organism in Eukaryota, Oomycota, Peronosporomycetes, Peronosporales, Peronosporaceae. The record is from RefSeq and is a predicted model, not a curated record. The transcript has a single exon. Gene Ontology annotation, biological process: protein phosphorylation; intracellular signal transduction. Gene Ontology annotation, cellular component: cytoplasm.
CAGAGAGAUUGACAUGGGGGCACAAGAUCGUGACGCUGGAUGCUUUGGUCUCUCAGGAAGCUCGGGUCGCGUAGCCUUCCAAGGUCUGUUGCAGUAUCAGAGCAAAGACGGCACGUGGAAGGAGCGAUGGUUUAUCCUGGAUGUGGUCAAGUCAGCUCUGGUAAAGUGCAACACAAGGAACCACCUUCCAGCGGAAUCGUACGGUAGCGUGUUAGGUGGAGAUGUUCUGAUCGCAGACGCGAAGCCACUUUUAGAGGUGCACGCUGUCCCGAGCAGCAGUAGUCGAGCUGAGAAUCCUCCGGCUAUUGGCUUUGAAGUUACCACUCAUGCUGGAGUAAAGAUUAUCUUCCUUACCAAGUCCUUGAAAGAGCAAAAUUCGUGGUUGGCUGCCUUAAAUAAAAUCGCGAGUGGGUUGGCUUUGGGUGUAGCUGACCGACUGGCAGAUCGCGAGCUACUCGCUGGAAAAUUCUCGUUGGUACGUGAGCUCGGGCGAGGUGCAUCGGGUAUCGUUUCUCUCUACACGUGGCAAGGCAGGCCGUUCGCUAUUAAGAAAUUUGUUCCUCAGAAGAGCAAGGGCGUUCCAAAUCGUCGAGCUGUUCCUGUCGCUAGCGGCACACGGCCAUCCACUCAAGCCAGCCAGCCAAACGCGAUCCCUGACGAUGUUCGUCGAGAGGUGGCUCUGCUAAAGAAGGCCAGCAAUCUGCCCUAUGUCAUCCGUCUGCAUGACGUUAUCCUGGACACAGCGAAUAAGGAUUACUACUUGGUGAUGGAGUACAUGGGCGGUGGUGCAAUUGCUGAGUGGGAUGGCUCUCGUAAAUGCUACGUCAGUUCAAGAGCCAAGAGCGCUGCUAGCGGUAGUGCUUGUCUGUUGGACGAAAGUACAGUACGCACAUAUGUGACCAACCUCGUGCUUGCUAUCCAGGGACUUCAUCUGAACAACCUCGCUCAUCGUGAUAUCAAACCUGAGAAUCUGAUGGCGAAUGAGGAGCACACACUCUGCAAACUGGGGGAUCUUGGGGUCGCUCAUUACUUUAAAGAGGAGAACGGUGUGCUACACGAUGAAGAAGACGUCGAUGCAAUUGAGCUUUGGGAUAUCAAUCAGGUAUCUACGGGUAUAGAUGGAAGCAGACAGCAUCGUCGAGGUAUGAUUAAGUCAACGAAAGGCACGUACCAGUUCCUGCCGCCUGAGUCGCUUAAUGGAGACGCUUACUGCGCGUUCAAGGCAGACAUUUGGGCAAUUGGUGUGACAAUGUAUGCACUACUAUUCGGGUCACUCCCGUACUUCUCGAACGAUGUGAGUGAGCUGUUUGACAAGAUUGAGAACGAUCCUUUGGAGUUCCCAGCCUUGUGCGAAGACAGCGAAGCCAAGGACUUGCUAAAAGGGAUUUUGGAGAAAGACCCUGAGAAGCGCAUCACUCUCGAAGGCAUCUUACAGCACCGAUGGACACACCGCAACAUUGACUCGAAGAGUCUACGCAAACAAGUGAAUGCCCUCAAGCAAGCACCCAUACUCUCAAUUGAGGAUCACGAGCUGGGAGGCGCCGUGUCAGUACACCAGAGCCGAUUCCUGAGGAUGGCAGCCGCUAUUCGUCAUGACACUCUGAACGACCUGGCUACAGACACAGAUACUUCUUCUCCUCAAGACGGGGAAUACAAACCCAAUCCGAUUGAUACAAGGGAAACAAACCUUCCCCAGUGGUUUCAACCUCAUCGAGAGCUUGUGGCAGCCCACAUGCACUACGAUUGGUGUCGGGGCAAGUCGUUGGCUGGUUGGAAGCACGGUGACGUUCGAGAUGACGCACAUUUGGUGCAUCCUUUGAUGGUGCCCAUGCGAGCUCUGGACGACACUGCACGAGCCCGAAACUUUGCUUCUGUCGACGAGAUCAUCAAGUGCGUCGUUGCGCUGGGAGUUCAAGUUACUUAUCGUCGUCCGACGAAGCUGAAAACGAGAGAAGCUCCGUUCCCACUGAACCACGUCCAGCUGUCGUGGGAUAUCAUGGUACUCAUCGAUCUGCUGGCUGAAAACUCGCACGAGGUGUGGGCUACCGAGUAUGCAGCCAAAGGUUGGCGCUUUGGGACAGAAUUUGAUGAAGACGCCAAGACCCACCCGUCACUCAAGAGCUACAUGCUGCUGGACGAGCAUGACAAAACUCUAACGCGGGAAAGCGUGACGUCCGUGCUUAAGUCGUGCAUUUAUCUUGGCUGUAGGUUUUUAGUAUCGCGUAAAAGCUAGAACAAGGAACUGCAUUUUUUUUAAUUCUUUAUACAAAAAAAA